Molecule: messenger RNA, 201 nt
Organism: Necator americanus (New World hookworm)
Lineage: Eukaryota; Metazoa; Nematoda; Chromadorea; Rhabditida; Ancylostomatidae
Exons: 1
Coding region: 1-201 (66 amino acids)
Source: RefSeq, a predicted model, not a curated record
AUGAUGCAAGCCAAGAAGAUCAAGUACGACGUCAUCGGACUGACCGAGACGAGACGACGUCACCCUCUCAACGCCGUAUAUGAAAUUGGAGAAGAAGUGUUCUUAGGAACAUGCGACAGUAGAGGUGUUGGAGGAGUCGGCGUCCUUGUCAACACGAGUAUGGCAAAGAACAUCGACUCUUUCGAACAACUUACGACCUGA